Molecule: messenger RNA, 3225 nt
Organism: Lichtheimia ornata
Lineage: Eukaryota; Fungi; Mucoromycota; Mucoromycetes; Mucorales; Lichtheimiaceae
Exons: 20
Coding region: 1-3225 (1074 amino acids)
Biological process (GO): exocytosis; Golgi to plasma membrane transport
Cellular component (GO): exocyst; plasma membrane
Molecular function (GO): phosphatidylinositol-4,5-bisphosphate binding
Source: RefSeq, a predicted model, not a curated record
AUGGCAUCCGAGGCAGUCCGUCAAGCCAUCAUUGACAGCCUAUUCUCUCCCGAAGCUGGAGGUGCCGCCGAGAAGUUGCUUAUCCAUCUCAAGGUCUUUGAAGAUGUAAAACAUACCGAUUCCGGUGGACGAGGCAACGGCACUCCCCAAAUCGUUGGCAAACCUCGAUAUCUCUGUCUAACACAAAAACGCAACAAGAUCCGGUUAUACAAGACCAAACGCAACCAGAAUGGAGCAUUCACCAUUGGGAAAACGUGGUCUCUUGAGGAUAUUAAGCUGAUUGAAUCAAUGGAUGCCAACCAAUUUUCGAUGACAUUGAAUAAGCAAUAUGUAUGGGCUGUUGAAUGGCCACGAGAGAAACUCGUCUUUUUGGCACACGUGGUAGAUUCAUGCCAACGAUUCCUCGGCAAAGUUCCUCGCCUGGUCAACCUUGAUGAGAGCUAUUUAUUGCGUUAUUUGGCGGGAUCCGUUUCAGCAGUACCAUCCAAGCCUAGUGCUACGUCAAUGACACCUUCAUCACCUUCAUCCACCAUUCCUCCCAGUAUUCCACCACCAAGCUCACCACCUACCAAUCAUCAUGAAAACGAUACACGAUCCUAUUCGUCAUCAUCUCAACAGUAUCCACCAUCAGCUGAACGUUCUUAUCCACCACCUUCUUCUCCAUCAUCCACUCGAUCGCCACCAUUACAACCACCAGCUGCGCUUGAGCAGCAACGAAGUAGCAACCAUAACAUCACACUUGGAUCUCCACCAGGUGCAAGAACGGUGGAACCUAAUGUAAACACCACUGAGGAAACAGCAGCAACAGCAGCAGCAGCAACAAGAUACCCAGAUCAUUCACAACCACCCGUUAAUGGUGAGACAACAGAAAGGGAACGUCGUGAACAAGAACGUCUUCAACGUGAGAUGCGCCGUGAACGUGAAAAGAGAGAUAAACAAGCGCAACAGGAACAAGAAAAACAACGCAAAAUGGCUGAGAUGCAGGAUAAGAUGGCUGAACAAGCGUCGUUGAUGAAUGUGGAAGAGCUUUUAGCGGAUUUCAAUUGGAAAACGAGUGGUAAUGCUGCAGCAUUGGAGAAACGACUUUUGGGAGAGUUGCAUGCGCUGGAAGCAGCCAAUGUACAUGCCAUUAUUCAAUCGGAUGAGCGUGUUCGUUCUGUGGUGGAUCAAAUCGAUGAAGCAUUGCAGGAAUUGGAUACCAUGGACAAUUGGUUGUUAUUGUAUAGCGCCGAAUUGAAUAGUAUGGGCGAUGAUAUCCGUGAAAUCGAAUCCCAGAAUCGUGGUCUACAGAUCCUUGCGCAAAAUCAACAAAAGCUUAGCCGUGACCUGGAUUACUUGCUGAAUGCCAUCACCAUUCCUCGUUCCUGCUUAGACAGUCUCAAGUAUGAUCCAAUGGACACUGCUGAGAAUGUGGGUCAAAUUCAAGCAGCGGCAGAAAAGUUGCAACAAGUUCUCAAGAUCAAGUUGGAUGAUGGAAUGCAAAACAUGCGGGCAGUGCAAGAACGUAUGGAAGUGUACAAUGCACACAGCAACAAAUUCAGCAGCCGUAUCUAUGAUCAUAUGAAGCAAGAAUUUGAAAAGCACGCUCAGAAUUAUGGAGAUAUGAGAAAUCGUUCGCCAGCCAACUCAUCCCGCAAAAAUCAACCCAUUGUCGCUGUGCCUCACAAGUCGAUCGAAGACAGCCUUAUCCGCUAUCAAGGAUUUUCAUUAUGGGAAAAGGAAAUGGAGCCACGUAUGUAUAGUGAACUUCAACGGCAUUAUGCACAAGCUAUGGCCCCCUUGUACGAACAAGAUAUACGUGAGCUCCUUGAUGCCACUCGACCCUCGUAUACGAUCCUACGUAACCGUGGAGCUGAUGAUUUGGAUUAUAUCUUUAAGCCUGAAGAAUCACGUCCUGUACGAGCAUUGGCGUAUGGUGCCAACCUUAGAAGUGAGGACUCGAGAACACAUCGGUACCGUCAUAUGCUUCGAGGAUCUGUGGAAGGUGUCAUCGGCAAUGGAGGUAGCCGUGGUAGCAUCGAUGAUGACGAGCGGGCUGCAGAUGAUGCUUUUGGUCAGCUCAUUGCACAAACAACCAUGCUUGUAUGCCGAGAACAGAACUUCAUGUGCGAUUUGUUCCAAUACUAUCAAGGUGCACCCAAAUCCUUUUUGGAACGUGGCCCAGUGUAUGCUCAAGUGCCCAAUUCAAACGAAUUGUGUGGUCGACGAGAAAAGCCACGUGAUAUCAAAAUGUCCAAGAAAAUACUUGAUUGGAUGGAGAACAUAUUUGAGACGCUUGAACCAAGCAUUGUCAGCCUUAUCGAAUAUGGCGUAAAGAGUGAUCCAACGCAAGCGAUAAGUAUGUUGGCAGCCGUUGAAUUCCAGAAUGACAAGUGGGCGGGAUCAGAUCAAAAAUUCAUGUUACGCAUGUGCAAUUCAUUGAUGCAACGAUUGACUCGGAUGUUUGAACGUUUUGUGGCCGACCAAUUGAAAGUCAUUGAGGACACCAAAGUGAGCACCAAGAAACGGCGUGGUAUUCUACCAUUCUUUCGCACAUUCCCUGUAUUUGCAUUACGAUUGGAAGUGGCAGCUGCCAAUGUGGAUCCGGAUUCUCAAACGCGAAAGACUGUGAACGAUGCCUAUGAGAAAAUCAUCAACACCAUGAUGUCGAGCUUGGAUUCUAUUGCUCGUGAAACCGAUCAAACCGGCGAUGAUAAGGAACAACUGAAUGCAAACAUCAUGUAUAUUGAAAACAUGCAUCAUUUCCACCAUGAGCUGCGCUCAAACAAAUUGCAUGUGCUUGAGAAAUGGAUGAAGUAUGCAAAGAACCAGUAUGAGACGAGCUUGAACUCUUACAUCAAGGUGGUGAUUCGACGACCGUUGGGCAAGCUACUUGAAUUCUUUGAAGGAGUGGAGAAUCUCAUGCACACAAGUACCCCAGAAGAAGUGCAAUUCCACAUGAACUACAACAAGACCCAACUUCGUAAAGUAAUAAGCAUGUAUCCUCCCAAGGAGAUUAAGAAAUCUUUGGAGCAAUUAUACAGGCGAGUUGACAAGCACUUUUCUGAAGAGGAGGGUCUUUUACAAGUGGUUUGGCGUGGUAUUCAAGAAGAAUUUAUUCGACAGCACGAAAAGAUGGAAGACUUGAUCCAAAAGUGUUAUCCGGAUGCACGUGUCCACUUGGAGUUCAGCAUACAAGACCUUUUAGGCAUGAUGAGCGAGCUGGCACGCAAGGUGCAUGUGUAA